CUCGUCCUUCCGAAAUCUUUAGCUUUAUUGCAGUUAUUUUUUUUUUUAUCUUUUUGGCAUUCUUGAUAGAUUGCAAGAGUUGCAUAAAGAAUGGAGCAAGCACCAUCGACGGAUCGUGAAAAAGAGACAAAUGCCGUUACAGAUCCGGUGUCUGCAAAAGAGCCUGUAAACGAUACCGUAGAAUCAACCGCGACAACCAACGUGGAAGCAGAUACGGUGAAUGAUGCAGCGGAAGCAAAAGAGGAACCUUCAACGAAUGCCGAUAAUACCCCACCAAAAGAAACCGCCCAUCCUGCAGAAACGUCUAUUCCAACCGCAGGGUCGACAAGACCUCCACCACCGCCACCGUCCGUGUCACCUCACGGAUCACCCAUGAUGGUUCUUCCACCCGGGUGGACAGAGCAUGUAGCUCCCACAGGUCAACCGUAUUGGCACAAUUCAUUCACGGGACAAAGUUCAUGGGUUCGGCCACCUCCCGUACCGUUUGUGCCUAUGCCACCGCGACCCAUGCCGCCUUUUAUGCCCGUUGCCCAAGGAGCACCUGUCGCCUCGGUACCCUCGGUGGCGCCAGUACUAAAGAAGCAGAAGCAGAAAAAGAAAAAAAUUCCAGGCACCAAUUGGCUUUUUGUACUUUUGGAAGAUGGCCACGAAUUUUAUUACGAUCGCGAUACGAAAAAGUCGGUUUGGGAGAUGCCUGAAGAGUUGGCAGAACCGAUGGAACAGUUACGGAAAAAGGAGGAAGAAGAAGCGGAAGCACAAAAGAAGCGAAAGUUAGAAGAACAAGAAGAAGAAGCAGCCCAGGGAGAAACUAAACGGCAAAAAUCAAAUGGAGCCGCGGAAGCCCAGGAGGCAGGCGAAGCAACGGAAAUGACGGAAGAGGAUAUUAUGUGGCAAUUGCAAAAUAUGGCUCCGGAAGAAAUUGCCGAACUUGGCAUUGAUGUUCCUGGAGAUCAAGAUGCAGCGGAAGCAAAAGCAGAGGAAACAGUGGCAAAAGAUAGUCAAACUGCUGUUGCUCCUGCACCGGCCGUGCCAGACAUCUCGGAAGAAGAACGAGUGGAACAAUAUACACAAAUGCUGGCAGAGGUGGAUAUUGAUCCAUUUUCAACGUGGGAAAAAGAGUUGCCCAAAUUUGUUGGUGACAAAAGGUUUGCAUUGGUCACUUCAUCCAGCAAACGAAAGAAUCUGUUCAACAACUUCUGCCGUGUGGCAGCUCAGAGAAUCAAAGCACAAAGUGCCACUGCAAAGUCACCUGAGGAAGAUUAUGAAGAUCUUUUGGAGGAAAAAGCCACGGCAACGAUGUAUUGGGAAGAUUUCCGUCGCAAGGUGAAGGAUGAUCGACGUUUCAAAGCGAUACGUGAUCCCAAAAUACGUCAGGCCAUGUUCAAAGAUUACAUCAAAGAUUUGCGGAAACGCCACGACAAGCCCAAGAGAAAAGAAGACGCGUACAUGGAUUUACUACAUGAAACCAAAGAAAUCCGCAUCGGCAUGCGAUGGCGCGAUGCUAAACUUAUUUUGGAAAAGGAUCCGCGAUACCGAGCCAUUGAAUCAAGAACACUACGAGAAGAUUUGUUCCGUGAUUAUUUGGAAGAUCUCGAAGACGAGAAACGGCAUAAACAUCACAGGCAUUCAUAAAGCAAGGAAAAAAAAAAGUCAUAAUAAAAAAGAAACAGGCAUUCAUUUUAAUCCCCCUCACACAGUCCAAACCCGUUGAGAAAAAAAGAAUAAGGGAAAAUAAAGUAAAAAUAACCUAACA
Radiomyces spectabilis is the source of this 1753-nucleotide messenger RNA. RefSeq lists its product as uncharacterized. The record is from RefSeq and is a predicted model, not a curated record. The transcript is spliced from 6 exons. Lineage: Eukaryota; Fungi; Mucoromycota; Mucoromycetes; Mucorales; Radiomycetaceae. Gene Ontology annotation, cellular component: nucleus. Gene Ontology annotation, molecular function: RNA polymerase binding; transcription coregulator activity. The coding region runs from base 91 to 1632 and encodes 513 amino acids.